Falco peregrinus (peregrine falcon) is the source of this 479-nucleotide messenger RNA. Its product is annotated as cytochrome c oxidase subunit 7B, mitochondrial. Bases 116 to 352 code for a protein of 78 amino acids. The transcript has 3 exons. The record is from RefSeq and is a predicted model, not a curated record. Lineage: Eukaryota; Metazoa; Chordata; Aves; Falconiformes; Falconidae. Gene Ontology annotation, biological process: mitochondrial electron transport, cytochrome c to oxygen.
GCUCCGCUCGGUGGCGCAGCGCGGCGGCGACUUCCGGCGCCACCAUUUUGUUUUUCACCGCUCGCCAAGGGUACCCGCGUCCUGCCGGGCCCGCCGAACCGAGCCGUUUGUCGGCAUGUUCCCUGUGGCGAGGGCUGCUCUUAGCCUCACCGCUCGUGGCUUUCAGCGUACUGCCGUAAGACAAGCUCAUCGCAAACAUGAGCCUGACUUCCAUGAUAAAUACGGAAACCUGGUACUCCUUGGUGGAACCGCAGUUUUUACAGCUGUCUGGGGAUAUGUGUUAACACAAGCUGGAAUUCAAUGGGGCUUGUCACCUGUUGGCAGAAUCACUCCAAAAGAAUGGAGAGAGUAACAGCCUUUGCUUAUAAUGAACUGGUCUAAACUUUCACUGAAGAAAUGAUCAUAUAAUGGCAUUUGUUUCCUGAUUACCACUUGUACGCGGUGGCAUUCCUGCUCUAAUAAACAUACCUAGAAACCUG